Messenger RNA from Prunus armeniaca (apricot), 636 nucleotides. The record is from the annotation of a GenBank genome assembly. Lineage: Eukaryota; Viridiplantae; Streptophyta; Magnoliopsida; Rosales; Rosaceae.
AUGACAAUGGAGCUUUGUACAGCUACUACCCAAGCCAUCUCCAACCUUCCAAACCACCACAAGCUUCUGAUCACGAACCCUACCACCAACAUCACGUCCAAACCCUCACUCCCUCUCAGACAAACCUCACUCUCACGCAACUCUGUCAGGCUUCACUCUCGAUUGCUUUUGCGAAGAGCAACAACAUCAGAGGAAACACCAAGUGGGGGAAAUCCUUAUGCCGCUGAAGAGCGAGAUAGUGUGAUAUCAUUGGAAGAUGUUCCACCACCUGAAAAUAAUUUUUACAAUCGAACUUGGGCAGAAGAAACACCCAAAGAAGACUCAACUGUGGACGGCGUGGAUGGCCAAACGCAGAUAUCUGAGUUUUUCAAUAACCUUGACAUAAAGUUGGACAGUGAUGAUACAUAUGCCGUUCUACUUUAUGGUGGUGGUGCCUUGUUUGCCCUGUGGCUAGCAUCAGCUGUUGUUGGAGCUAUUGAUUCUAUACCAUUGUUCCCCAAGUUGCUGGAAGUUGUGGGUCUUGGAUACACAAUCUGGUUCAGCACUCGGUAUCUGAUAUUCAAGGAAAACAGGGAGGAGUUGUUUGCUAAAAUUCAGGUUCUUAAGCAGCAGGUUCUUGGGUCAGAUGAUGACUGA